UUCUCGAUUGUCAAACACAACUGAUUGCGGUGGCAGGAGUUUUCGUCUGCGUUUAUAAAUUUUGUUGGACGAGAAAAACUAAUUUUCCGAUAAAUAAACGUAAAAGUCGUAAUUUUUAUCUAAAUAUGAAUAUUAAACCAAUAAUAACAUAUGCUGGAGCUGGACCACUUUUUCGAUCACUGGAGGCACAAAUUUUGAAUGCUAUUCCACUGGAUACAUGCGAAUGGCGUCGUACAUACCAUCGCCCAUCCAAACAAGUGCGUUUGGAAGCGCAAACCCAGCCAUUCAAUGUGACUGCGCUGGAGAAGUACAAAAAGGGAGAAUGGAGUAUAUUGGAGCAUCCCAUUCUGCAUAUUUUCGUUACAGAGUGCAAUGACUUGGAUACAUAUAAGGCAAACGCGCAGGAAGAAAUAAAAAACUGGCUUCGACAACUGACAACUUAUGGUAUAACUGAUUGGAUGAUUUUGUUGGUCGAGACAUUGGACGUUCGAAAAGCAAAAAAUUUGCUGCCACGCACCACAGUUUUAGAUAAGAUACGACAGGACUUUGCUACAAAAAAUGAUGACCGUUGUAUAUCAGUUUUGAAUCCAGCAAAGUUCGAACAGAAAUCGGCUGAGUCGUUUCGUUGUUUAGUGCAGCGCAUCAGGUUCUUAAUGCUUGCCAGUUUCAACCGUAACAUUGCCAAAUACGAAGAGCUUAUGCGGAGCAGGCGCGAAAAGCGCAACCAUGAUGGUUGGGACUUUCGGCAAUACUUCUUUAUGCAAGAAGAUCUAGCUUUGAUAUUCGAGAAACUAGAAUUACACACUGAAGCCCUCAUACAAUAUGACGAGUUGGACGCUAUGUUUUCACAAUUCAUAACUAAUUCUGGCUUUGGCGAAAAGCAAAAAUGGCUGGAAUACUUCAAGCAACCAUUAAGCUUUUUCCAUGGUAUUUGCCUCAAUAGACGUGACAAAUUUGAGAUACGCAAAAAAAUCAAAGAAAGCCCUGUUUCAAUACUGGAAUUUCGCAAUUACUUAUUUGAACGACAAGCACAUCUGCUGCAACAAAGCAAUGAAACCCCAGAAAUAGCCAGAAGGCUUUUAAAUUUUCUUUUUUCUACAUUGCGAGAAAUUGAACUCGUAAAAUUAGACACACCCGAGGGUGCAUUAUCUUGCUGGGAAUUCGUUUGCGCGCUAGAAGUUCUACAGACUUGCGAGCAGGCUAUGGAGCCAAACGAAAUGGUUUGCUUUCAACAUUGUGCCCCCAUCUGGAAUCUGGCCAAAGACAAGUUGUAUGAAUUGGGAAAGCUAUGUGGCCUGCUUCCCGGCUUUACGCCCACUUCCGAGCAGUUGCAUAUAGUCGUGCAACUCUCCGCUGGCAUUGGUGAUACGCCACUCGAGCAGUCGCAAUUCUUGAACCCUACACCUCAGAUUUCAGAGCAAAAACGGGACCGCUCUCCAAAUCGGCGACCGAAAAAAUCAGCAACCGAACAAUUGAAGGAAGCUUUGGGCUCAAAUCAAGCAUUCCAAAAACUUUAUUUGGAAUUGGCAGAACUAGCCAUUAGUACGUACAAACACGUUUCCCGUCACCGUUCGGCGCGUCUGGUUGGCUUGGAUUUGGGCAAUUUUUACUGCGCUCUGAAUGAACCGCAUAAGGCCGUAGGUUUCUUUACUGAUUUGUUACGCGAAUUAAAGGCGGAGAAUUGGCAUGCGCUAAGUUCACAAACACUGCUGGAACUGGCCAAUUGCUAUCGCAAAAUGGGCGAUUCGUUGGCUUACACCAAGACAUGUAGCUCAAUUUCGUGUUGUCAAGAGUUGGAAAUGUUGGUGCGUUCAUUUUAUUUCGAUGAAUUUCUGAAAUCGGUUAAGACAUUAACAACCACACUAUCCGCACAACCGUCCAUGGAGAAUGCGAAUUUUUGCGUGCUUGAAGAUCAUUUUCGAAUAUGCGACAUAAAUGUAAUGAAUGUGGAACCCAUAAUACAAGAUGAUAUUGUAAUAGUGCAAUUAAAGCUGGAGAGCUUCUAUCCCCGCGAAGUUGUUGCUGAAAGCAUACAAUUAUGCUACGAAAUGCAUGUCUCACCACUUACGGGCGAGGUAGCAACGCCACCGUUGAUUGUGUCGGUUAGUGGCUGCAAAGAUAAGAAAUUCCUCAGCACACCGACAUCAUCGCCACUCAAGGAAUCGCGCCUGAAAAUGUCACUGCGGUUGGACUACAAACAGGACAAUACCCUGGAUUGCGCCUCAGUUGAAUGCGACGUGCCCAAAGCGAAGCAGCCAGUGCGCCGCACGAGUAGCACCAAACGCAAGCUUUCGCCUAGCGUGCAGUCAGAUUUCACAAAUUUCGUAGCUACUGAGAAUAUCGCUAUACAGCCGGGCAAUAAUUUCAUUGAAUUAAAAUCCAAGGCAACGCGAGUUGGUACUUGGGAUUUCAAGCAGAUGCGUAUUUCCAUAUCACAAUUGGAGUUCUUCUCUGAGCAAAUUCCCUUCAGAGCGCCACCAUUUGUGAUCACUACCAAGCCGGCUGCGGCAGUGUUAAAUUUCAAGAAUUUGAUUGCAGGCAUUGAACAGCCAAUACGUUUGACAGUUUCUGGCGGUAGUUUUAUUUUCCCAGCCGAUGCAAAAAUUGUAUUGAAAUGUUCGAAAAAUUUGCGCAUACGGAUGGCGCGCUCAAUAGACAAGCUGGCUGUAGAGCAGGAUAACGAACAAGUAGAGGAGCCAAAAAUUCCGGCGUCCAACGAUAAUGACAUUGUACAGAAGAAAACCGUCAAAGACACAAAAACUGUUGCCAAUCCUGAAGAUGAUUCCACAUUCGAUAGCAUAUUGCAGGUGCCUCUGCCAAAUUUCAAAUCUUUCGAGGAGCGUGAAAUCCCGUUAGAAGUGUUGACGGAUUUGCCUGGACGUAAGAUUUCCAAACACUUGGAACACUAUGUUACAUUAUCAUGCCCUUGGUCACGCAAUGAGUUGCAGAUAGCUAUUGAUUUUCAGCCCGCACUGGAGGCACAAUGCCGACUACACACUUGUGGUACGCAAAAGUUUUUGCAUGUGGUUAUGAAAGGCUUGGAAGCGAAUUUAUUUUUGACAGAGGCGAAGGUGAAAUGCGAUGUUGCAGGUGUGCGUUUAAUAGAUUUGAAUCCACCGUCACAGGCGCAUGUGCAAAUUUACAAAGGUCUAACGGUUUCGUACUUGUAUGAAAUACAAGUAGAGCCGCUAAAAGCAGAGGUCGAGCUGCCAGCGGUAAUCAAAGUGCACUUUAUGACAAAAUACUCAACUGUGGAGAAGCCACAACUUUUGCGAAAUUAUGGAUGCGCUUUCGAUUUGGUGGACUAUACAACGCUCUUCAAAGUGCAGACACAGCUUGAACCCAAUGAACUAUGUCGUUUGCGUUCAGUUUGCAAUUUGAAUUUGAAAAUCACGAAGGUGCAUGAAAAUCCCUACGUGGACCUAAUGUACGAAGUGCUGAGCGAUCAGAAUUUAUGGGCCGUUUGUGGACGCUCGGCAGGUGUUGUAUCAAUGAAGGAUGUCGAGAGUCAUUCAAUUUCAUUGGAUGUUAUGCCGUUGAGUACUGGAUUUCUCCCUAUGCCCAAUAUACGUCUGUCACGUUACACGGCUGGUGGCAAAAACAAAACCGACACACAUUCCAAAGUACAUCCGUUUCCACAAGGGCAAGUUUACAAUAGCACAAAGAGUAUGCAGAUACAUGUUAUAGCCAGCAGCAAUGGCGAACAGUAGAAGUAAGAAUUUAUAUAUAUACAAUAUCUACUAAUUACUCAAGAUAUUCUACAUUUUCGAAGGCAAUCGGUGAAAGUAUUAUUGUUGCAAUUUUUUGAAAGAAAAAGUGUUCGUAUUCAUAAACAAAAAAGUUUGUUUAUUAAAAUCUAUAAGAAAAUGAUACUACUGACUCAUUGCAUUGAUGCAUUUUUGCUAAAUAUGCUGACUGUAGAACUGAUGUACUACAUUAUUACUCUAAGGUGGAAAAGUACUAUCCAAAUUCUUUUUCUAAUAUUUUACUGAAUAUUUUUGCAUCACAUUUAUUCAAGUUUUUUGUUUUGUGCUCUUAAAUGCUAGAAUGCAUUUGAAUAAGACUCAGAAAGUCUAUAAAAAUUCCGAAAAAUACUCCCCGGCUUAAAUGCUUAGUUUUUGGUUUGUUUUCCAUUUCUGAAAAUAAUCUGGUUAGUGUAUUUACAACUUUGGGUAAGAAUAUAUAGUAUUUAAUGGAUUUUAAUUUUAGUUAAAAGAUUGUAAUUAAAGCUAUUUUAUUCAAAAUAAAAUUGGUUGUUCCAA
Molecule: messenger RNA, 4262 nt
Organism: Rhagoletis pomonella (apple maggot)
Lineage: Eukaryota; Metazoa; Arthropoda; Insecta; Diptera; Tephritidae
Product: trafficking protein particle complex subunit 10-like
Exons: 7
Coding region: 126-3710 (1194 amino acids)
Biological process (GO): intra-Golgi vesicle-mediated transport; early endosome to Golgi transport
Cellular component (GO): TRAPPII protein complex
Molecular function (GO): protein binding
Source: RefSeq, a predicted model, not a curated record